AUGGUUGUAUGUGUUCGAAGCUCCUUUCGUAAUACCUUAAAUGGUGUCAGAGUCCCUUUCUCUGCUGUUGCUGCAGCCUCUUUUACUUCUGCUGGGCAUGAACAAAUGAGAUCACUUUCAACUAAUCCAAAUGUUGCUGCAUUAGUUGGAAAUUAUAAGAAAAAUGUAGUUUUAAAAAAUCUUAAAACAUCCAAUGCAAAUUUAGUUCAAAUGGCUCGUCAAUAUUGUUCAAAUUUACCAUCACAUAAUGUUGUUAAACUUCCAGCUCUUUCACCAACAAUGGAAACUGGAACUAUCGCUUCAUGGCAAAAAAAGGAAGGCGAUCAACUAUUUGAGGGUGAUCUUUUAUGUGAAAUUGAAACUGACAAAGCAACUAUGGGAUUUGAAACACCUGAAGAAGGUUAUUUGGCUAAAAUUUUCUUACCUGAAGGUUCUAAAGAUAUUCCUAUUGGUAAACCUCUUUGUAUUAUUGUUCAAGAUAAAGAAGAUGUAGCUGCUUUUGCCAAUUAUAAAGCUCCAGAUUUUAGUUCUGAUAAAUCUGCCGCUUCUACUCCUGUUUCACCACCAAAACCACCUGUUUCUACUCCACCACCACCACCACCAAAAUCAGUUGCACCUUCAAAACCAGUAGAAAAAGUUUCUCCUCAACAAGAAUUCCAUAAACCACAACAAAAAAUUUUUGUUACACCAUUUGCUAAAAAAUUAGCUAAAGAAAGUGGAAUAAAUCUUACAAAUAUACAAGGAUCAGGGCCACAUGGUCGUAUAUUGGCUAGUGAUAUUGAAGCAGCUAAAUCACAACCACAAUCUCAAGCUUUACCAACAAAAAGCCUACCAGAAUUAGCAGUAGGAGAAUCAUAUACUGACAUUCCACUUACAAAUAUGAGGAAGACAAUUGCUAAAAGACUUACAGAAUCUAAGACAACAAUUCCACACUACUAUCUUACUGCUGAUAUAGAUGUGGAUAAAGUAUUAGCUCUUCGUGCUAAACUUAAUUCUUUCCUAGCUAGUAGCGUUAAAGAUAAAAAUGAAAAACCACAAAAAUUGUCAAUUAAUGAUUUUAUAAUAAAAGCAACAGCUAAAGCUUGCAAAGAUGUACCAGAAGCAAAUUCUUUCUUUAUGGAUACAUUUGUAAGACAAAAUGAUAAUGUUGAUGUUUCAGUAGCUGUAUCAACAGAUUCUGGUUUAAUAACACCAAUAGUUCGUAAUGCAGAUUUAAAAGGAAUUUCAAGAAUAUCAGCAGAAGUAGCUGAAUUAGCCAAGAAAGCACGCGAAGGAAAACUUCAACCACAUGAAUAUCAAGGUGGUACUUUCACAGUCUCUAACUUGGGGAUGUUUGGUUCUGUAUCAAAUUUUUCAGCAAUAAUCAAUCCACCACAAUCAUGUAUUCUUGCAAUUGGAGCACCAAAAAAGGUUGUUGUUGUAGAUGAAGAAAACAAUGGUUAUAAGACAAAAAAUAUUAUGCAAGUUACUAUGAGUUGUGAUCACAGGGUUGUCGAUGGUGCUGUUGGAGCAAGAUAUUUGAAGUAUUUCAAACAAUAUCUCGAAGAUCCAAAAACAAUGCUUUUAUAA
Molecule: messenger RNA, 1569 nt
Organism: Strongyloides ratti
Lineage: Eukaryota; Metazoa; Nematoda; Chromadorea; Rhabditida; Strongyloididae
Product: Pyruvate dehydrogenase protein X component, mitochondrial
Exons: 3
Coding region: 1-1569 (522 amino acids)
Biological process (GO): pyruvate decarboxylation to acetyl-CoA
Cellular component (GO): pyruvate dehydrogenase complex
Molecular function (GO): dihydrolipoyllysine-residue acetyltransferase activity
Source: RefSeq, a predicted model, not a curated record